UCUUCUUCUUGUUGCUCCCAAUCAUUUUUCGCCCCAUCUUCCUUCUUCUUCAACUUCAGCAUGUCAGUUACUUUCUCUUUUUGAAUCUAACGGUGACUCAACCGCGCUCUCAAUCUUCUUCAUCACAAUGAAGUCUCACAGUCUUCUCUCACUCUUUCUCUCCCUCUUAAUUUUCUCUCUCUCUUUCACUCCCCUCCUCGCCUCCGAUUCCCACUUCGAAGGCUUCGACGCCGAAGAUGACGUCGUAGAGGAUGAGCCUGUCGACCUCGACUCGCUCCACCGAGUCACCGAUCUCCCCCUGACUCAGUCCGAGUCCACCUCAUCUCCACCCAUCACCACCACCACCACCACAACCACAACCAAUCUCGAUUCCCCAGAUCCCCAAUCGGAUCCGGAUCCGAAUCCAAACCCUAACCCGACUCCCACAUCUUCGGAUCCUCAAUUGAAGCCCUCGGCUCCAACGACGUCGUUUGAUUACUGGGACGAAGAUGAGUUCGAAGGCUUACCCGUUCAUCAACAACCCCAAUUGGAAACCCCAGCAGUUACUGAAUCUGCUGCGAGUACGGAUCAAACACCAGAUACCAAAAUGACUGAAGAAGCUAAAAACGUCGCCGUUUUGAAGAAGAAUUCGUACACGGUGGAGAUCGUUUGUGUGACGUUUUUGAUCAUGUUUAUAAUUAAUUACUUCACAGGAAAACGGGAGAAUGAGAAUCUUGCUCUGGCGUGGGCGACGAAAUUUGCCACGAAAAAUUCGAUUUUCGAGAAAAAUUUUAGUCUAUUAGGUGUGGGAGAAGGAGAUGACUCGCCUUUGUUGUUGAAAGAGGGGCAAAAUGUGUUUAAAUUUUACGCGAGCGGGAGGAGGUAUUGUUCGGGGUUGUUGGCGACGAUGGAGUUGAAGGGCCGGCACGAUUUGAUAUCGAGAUUUUAUAAUUUGGUGGUGCCGUGUAAGGAUGAGAUUACUUUUGAGGUUUAUAUGAAUGAUGACUCCAUGGAUCAUGUGGUGUUUGCGAUGGCGAAGAAGAAGACGGCAAAAACCAUGCAGAAGGAGGUUAGGGACUUGAAUAAGUUUGCAGGAUUGAUAACAGCGCCGCCGGCACCGAAGAAAUGGGUGGUGGAGGAUUUGGGGGUUGUUUCAGAGAGCAGGGAGGUUGCUGGGGAUUUGAUCACCGAGGCGGUGCUCGAUCAGGUUUUUGGCGACAAAGCUUUUGAAAAAUACGGGAAGGGUUUCAUUUCAAUGCAUUUUUCUGAUCAACACCCUGGCACACAUAGGAAGAUGCUGUUAUUUAAAUUUGCCCUUCCUGAUGCCAACAACAUUGGUGAUAUGAGCCGGUUGGUGGCCCUUGUACCCUAUUACAUUGAUCUAAUUGGACGAUACAAGCUCAGCCCACAGGCUCGAUCCAAAACAGAAGCAGCCAGACAGAAGGCUGCCCAAGAGGCAUAUAAAGAACUUCAGAAUGCUAGGCAAGAAGCCUUGCAGAAAAAGAAGGCAGAAAGGAGAAAGAUGGUGGAGGAGGCUGAGGCAAAGCUCAGUGCUGAGGCUAUUCGCAGGAAGGAUGCAAAAGAACGUGCUCGUCAAAUGAAGAAAGGAAUGCCUAGGGUAAAGAUGACACGAGCUCACUAGAUGAUUUCUCCUGUGUCAAAUGAAGAUAGCAAAUCUAGGAUAAAAGAUAUAACCUGGGCUUACUCCACAAUUUCAAGUUCUGUUACGCAGCAUUCUGGAAUUCGCCUUCUGGUUUAUUUCUUGAUUGCCCUCUGACAUUGUAGUUGGCUACCCAGCCUUACAUAGGAUUUUGGCCUUUUUGUAUCCUAUGGCUGUGAACUUCGGCUCCUUGUAUCAGCUAGUCUCCAACACUACCACAUCAUUGUGGGUUUUGAAAGGCACCAAAAUUGGAUGCUUUAAAAACCAUUAAAAAGAUUAUCUUGAAUGACUCUUUUUACAUCAUUUUGGAGCAUGUUUGAA
Messenger RNA from Pistacia vera, 1960 nucleotides. RefSeq lists its product as uncharacterized. The transcript has 3 exons. Lineage: Eukaryota; Viridiplantae; Streptophyta; Magnoliopsida; Sapindales; Anacardiaceae. Gene Ontology annotation, molecular function: calcium ion binding. Gene Ontology annotation, biological process: endoplasmic reticulum calcium ion homeostasis. Bases 128 to 1621 code for a protein of 497 amino acids. The record is from RefSeq and is a predicted model, not a curated record. Gene Ontology annotation, cellular component: endoplasmic reticulum.